Messenger RNA from Cyanidioschyzon merolae strain 10D, 1089 nucleotides. RefSeq names its product similar to tRNA dihydrouridine synthase Dus1p. The record is from RefSeq and is a predicted model, not a curated record. Gene Ontology annotation, biological process: tRNA processing. The transcript has a single exon. The coding region runs from base 1 to 1089 and encodes 362 amino acids. Lineage: Eukaryota; Rhodophyta; Bangiophyceae; Cyanidiales; Cyanidiaceae. Gene Ontology annotation, molecular function: flavin adenine dinucleotide binding; tRNA dihydrouridine synthase activity.
AUGUUCCACGUCGUCGGUCCGGGGACGUCGAACAUGGGACAUGUGCAACGAGCGUGGGACCACUUUCGGGCCGUGGGCUCGCCACGGUUUCUCUGCGCUCCCAUGGUCGACGCGUCUGAGCUGGCGUUCAGGCUUCUCGUUCGCCGUUAUGGCGUUCAGCUAGCGUACACGCCGAUGCUCCAUUCACUUAACUUUUUACAAUCUCCAAAGUAUAGAGACGAGCACUUUACCACCUGCGCGUUGGAUCGACCAGUCGUCGCACAGUUCUGCGGGAACGACCCGACGACGCUGGUUGCUGCUGCCAAGCUCGUCGAGUCGCAAGUCGACGCCGUUGACCUCAACCUGGGCUGUCCGCAAAACAUUGCCCGACGAGGACGUUACGGUGCGUUCCUGCAAGACGACUGGGACCUCGUCCAGCGCUUGGUCUCCGCGCUGAGCACCCACUGUAGUGUCCCGGUGUGGUGUAAAAUUCGCGUUUUUCCGGAUGAGCAUAAAACGCUAGCGUAUGCCAAACUCAUCCAGGAUGCCGGCUGUUCGGUGCUUGCUGUGCACGGGCGAACACGCGAUCAGAAAGGAAACGAUCCUGGUCCAGCAAACUGGACCAUGAUUCGACGCAUCAAAGAGCAUCUAGAGAUCCCGGUGCUUAUGAACGGAAACAUUCAGAGCUGGGCCGAUGUACAGCGGGGCCUUGCGGAAACGCGCUGUGACGGUGUACUGGCUGCGGAUCGUUUACUUGCAUAUCCCGCUCUAUUUUCAGGUCGAGAAGACAAUUGUAUUUAUGCACUGGCCCGGGAGUAUCUGGGGAUUGUGGAGCAAUACGAUCCCCAGACGCCAGCACGCAUGAUUCGAGGCCACCUUUUUCGGAUGCUGAACGCAGAUAUUCGUCGCGACGAGGACCUUCGAGAGCGCUUGUUAGGAGCGCAUUCUGUGCAGGGUUUUGCCGAGGCCGUGCUCAUCGCUCAGCGACGAGCAGCAGAGAUGCCUGUGGUCGCGGCGCCACUCGAGCGGGUACACGGACUCGGCGGGUCAUCGCGUGUGGAUGUCUCGCGUGGAGCAUCGCAACCGCAGACGUAUGCACGGCCUGUAUGA